AUGUCUGAAGCUGCUGCCACCGCAGUCUUCGGCACCGCCGAGCUACUUGAGGCGAUACUCCUCAACACCAGCAACAAGACACUGGUCGUCUCACAGCAUACCUGCAAGACCUUCAAAGCGAGCGUGGACAGUUCCGCCAAACUCCAGCGCAAGCUCUUCUUGCGUCAUGAGGUGGCAGGACCUGGCGAAGCGCGGCCUACACUGAUUGAGUACGCCGGCCUCAUCAACCCUCUCAUGCUCAGAGGUUCGAAACGGUCACCAAGCCUACGAGAUCCCCGCGGUCCUAAUUUUCAAAUCGUUCUGCACAAAGUCGCCAUGGGGGGAUUGAGGGUUCGACCCGUCGAGUAUGCAAUGACACUCGCUGUCAAGAUCAGUUUCACCACUGGCAAAGUCGAACCAGCGAUCGCGGACGGAGGGAGCUGGCGGAGGAUGUAUAUCGGCCGACAAGGAGUCUUGGCGUCGACAUUCACAGUCCUGAUAGACGGAGAGGAAAUAGUAUGGUUCACUAUCAAUCGCAGGGCAAAGAAGCUACAGCAACGAAAGGAGGGCAUUACGCUGGGAGAGAUCUUUGAGAUGGCGCUCGUGCAUGCUCAGACGCUAGUGGGCUUCGAGAAGGUCUCCGGCCAAGACGGGGUUGAGCGAUGGACGGCUGUCUCGAGGAAGAGUGCGUGGCCGAGGCAACUGGAGGAGGAUACGCGUGAAGCUUGUCUCAUGUAA
Molecule: messenger RNA, 717 nt
Organism: Fulvia fulva
Lineage: Eukaryota; Fungi; Ascomycota; Dothideomycetes; Mycosphaerellales; Mycosphaerellaceae
Exons: 1
Coding region: 1-717 (238 amino acids)
Source: RefSeq, a predicted model, not a curated record